Messenger RNA from Drosophila ananassae, 1618 nucleotides. RefSeq names its product zinc finger protein 501. Gene Ontology annotation, molecular function: DNA-binding transcription factor activity; RNA polymerase II cis-regulatory region sequence-specific DNA binding. The transcript has a single exon. The coding region runs from base 193 to 1482 and encodes 429 amino acids. NCBI's taxonomy places the organism in Eukaryota, Metazoa, Arthropoda, Insecta, Diptera, Drosophilidae. The record is from RefSeq and is a predicted model, not a curated record. Gene Ontology annotation, biological process: regulation of transcription by RNA polymerase II.
GAAAACAGGGUGAUUAGUGUAAUAUCGACAGGGAAAACAAAAUAAUUUUUUUCCUUGUAAGAAAAAAAUAUACAACAUUUCGGAAAGAAGAGAAAAAUAUAAGAACAUUUAAAUGUUAACUUGAAUUUCAACCACAAUAAUCCAGCAGAAUCCCAUAAAGAGGAGGAAGGAAAAAGGAACGUGGGACGUGCAAUGGAUUCGACUGGGAGCAGUCCUCAAAACCAUGGAAAUAUAAAAACAGAGUCGGUGGAAGUUACCCACUUCAAUGAUGAACCGAAUAGCGAAAGGACAUUCCAAUUUGAGUUGGAAGCGAAUGAAAGUGGCUCUGAUAAGGUCGUACAACAUGAUUUUUAUGAAAUACUAGAAAUAGAAAAUGACACCUUUACCAAUGAAGAGGAUAGCCAUCUGAUGGCCCCAACCGCUGAGCAAAACCCAUUAAACAUUGAAAUCAAAAACGAACCAAUUGAUGAUGAGUUGUGUGAGGAAAAAGAUUUCCAUAUAUCGGAAGGCGAGGUUUCCACUGAGAAUGGUGAAUACACUGAGGAGUUUGUCAUAACCAUAAAAGAGGAAAUGGAAGAUGAGACUUUAAACGAAAGUUUUUCGAAUGAAUUCGACUCGUCUAGCGAUACGAUACAAGAUGAGUCCUUUGAAAGCACCCAAGUCCCCCUCAAAAUAACAAACUGUUCCAGUCUGCCCCAUCCUAUCCACAUGCCAAAUAUUUGCUUGCCAAUUAAAUGCCCACACUGCCCUAAUGCAUAUAGCCCAAGAGUCUUUGAACACCACAUCCAGUCGGUCAAGUGUGUCUACUGCUCCGAGUCCUUUCAGUGCGGCGGAGGCCUCAAAUCGCAUAUGCGUACUCACGCCGAGUCAAAGCCAUUCAAUUGCACCGAAUGUGAAAAGGCUUUUAGCACUAUUCAUAUCCUGGUAGAACACAUGCGAACCCACACAGGAGAGAAACCAUUCUGCUGUCCAUACUGUCCGAAGGCCUAUACGCAAAGACAUGGCCUGAGAAAGCACAUUCACACCCACACAGGAGAGCGGCCAUUCGAGUGUUCGUAUUGCCCCAAGUCCUUCACAAAUGGAGCUAGUCUUAAAUCGCACAUUCGUACCCACACCGGUGAAAAGCCAUACAAGUGCUCCGAGUGCAAUAGAGAUUUUGCAGAGCGUAAAUAUUUGCAAGUCCACAUGCGAACCCACACUGGAGAGCGACCCUUUAAGUGCCCGCAAUGUCCUUCAGCCUACAAGCAACGAUCAUAUUUAACUGCUCACAUCCGGAGCCACACAGGUGAAAGAUUGUACAAGUGCACUGAGUGUCCAAAGGCUUUCACCAUAAAAUCUGUUCUGGAUAACCACAUGCGGACCCAUACGGGAGAGCGGCCGUUUAGCUGUUCCCUGUGCUCAAAGACUUUUAAAUAUAAUUCCAACUACGUAAUACACAUGCGAUCCCAUACGGAGGCUUCCAGCAAUAGCAAUAGCACAUGAAACAUUGGUUUUAUGAUUCAAUUUUAAUUAUUUUUAAAUUCGUUAUGUUAAAAUUUUACUACUUUGUGUAAUAUUAUUAUUAGGUUUUUAAACAUGUUAAAUAUUAUAAGAACUGAAAUCAAAGUUUCAAACUUUA